This is a messenger RNA of Nerophis lumbriciformis (worm pipefish), 1392 nucleotides long. NCBI's taxonomy places the organism in Eukaryota, Metazoa, Chordata, Actinopteri, Syngnathiformes, Syngnathidae. The record is from RefSeq and is a predicted model, not a curated record.
AUGAAGGAAAUAAUAGUGGUGUCAUACCCGCAGACUGUUUCGCCCACUGAAAUGGCGGCUGCUACCUCCGAGCUAACACCCUCGCUGAGUGCUGGGAGCUGUGAGUCCGUCGAGGAUAAAACCAAUACCGAAGGUGACGCCCAAAGCAAUGCGGAAUCAGUCGGCUGCAAGGAGCCGAAAAUGGUGGAGCUGAAGCCGGAGGCCGGUGAGGUGGCGGAGCAGGCCGCAAGCGAGGCGCCGCCGACUGACGCUUCAGAGGCGGCCAACCCGGAAGAGUUAUUGGCUAUCGGAGAUACGGAGUCACCAUCUGAGGAGGUGCUGUCCGAGCCCCAUCAGAACUUGGCGGAUGACAACGCCGAACGCGUCAGCUGCGACGCGGCAAAAGGUACUAAAGAUGAGCCCGAAGAGGAGAGUCGGUGUUCUGGUAUGGAGGAAUGCGACAGGAGUAAAGUGAGUUGCGAGGACGGCGACAAACUGAGCGGGGGAGACACGGCCCCGGACGACAAGAGGCGGCCGAGUGUGGAGAUUUCGUCCUCCGACGGCGAACCGCUGAGCCGUAUGGACUCUGAAGAUAGCAUAAGCAGCACCUUGAUGGAGAUGGAGAGCACCAUGUCGAGUGGGCGUUCCACCCCAGCUAUGAUGAACGGACAGAGCAGCGCCAACUCAUCCGCUGUGAAGACCGUGGCUUACUCCUGCUGCUGGGACCUUUGUCUUCAGUACUUCAAUUCCAGCCCUGACCUCGCUGAACAUAUCAGGGGCGUCCAUGUGGACGGACAAAGGGGAGGGGUGUUUGUGUGUUUGUGGAAGGGUUGCAAGGUAUACAACACUCCAUCUACGAGUCAGAGUUGGCUUCAGAGACACAUGCUGACCCACAGUGGAGACAAGCCCUUCAAGUGUGUUGUCGGUGGCUGCACUGCAAGCUUUGCAUCGCAGGGGGGAUUGGCUCGUCAUGUCCCCAGCCACUUUAGCCAGCAAAGCUCUUCCAAAAUGUCCAGCCAAGCUAAACUCAAGGAGGAGUCUCCCUCCAAGGCUGGUCUCAACAAGAGAAAGAAGCUCAAGAACAAACGCAGGUGCUCCCUACCUAGGCCCCAUGACUUCUUUGAUGCUCAAACCAUGGAUGCUAUCCGUCAUAGAGCCAUCUGUCUCAACCUCGCUACACAUAUUGAAAGCGUGGGCAAUGGCCACAGUGUGGUCUUUAACAGCACAGUACUUGCCAAAAGGAAAGAGGGCUCAGGAAAAGUGAAGGUUCUCUUGCACUGGACACCUGAAGACAUCCUGCCUGACGUGUGGGUGAACGAAACAGAGAGAUCACAGAUGAAGACCAAAGUGGUGCACUUAUCCCAGUUGCCGCAGGAAACCGCCAUCCUGCUGGACCCAAACAUAUACAGGUGA